Messenger RNA from Harpia harpyja (harpy eagle), 3139 nucleotides. It is a transcript of the gene MRPL57, whose product is annotated as mitochondrial ribosomal protein L57. The record is from RefSeq and is a predicted model, not a curated record. The transcript has 2 exons. Bases 410 to 721 code for a protein of 103 amino acids. Gene Ontology annotation, cellular component: mitochondrial ribosome. Gene Ontology annotation, biological process: mitochondrial translation. Gene Ontology annotation, molecular function: structural constituent of ribosome. NCBI's taxonomy places the organism in Eukaryota, Metazoa, Chordata, Aves, Accipitriformes, Accipitridae.
GUCUCUUGGUGGGCUGGCCUGGGCGGUACCGCCGGUGGGGAAGGGGCAGGGGAUCCUUCUCCCCAGGCAGCAGCGCUCCGCCGCGCCGGCCGAGCCCCGCCUAGAGCUGGCGGGUGCCCAGCGGCCCGGGCGGCUCCUGUGGCACUGGAGAGCCCCGGUGGGCAGCCCCGUCGUGCCGCGCGUCGGCCUCGAUCCCUGCCGAGGCCGCAGCGGCCGCAGGCCUGAGGGCGAGCAGCCGGCACUGCUGAGGAGACGGGCUGCCCUGCCCUGCCCUGCCCUGCCCUCUCCUGCCGGGGGAGGAACCAGAGAGCGAGGCAGCAAUGCCCCCGCGAAGCCCCACAGCUUCACUUCUGAACCGUGUCGGGGGGUGGAAUGUCAGCAUGCGGUUGCACCGCGGGAGUGGGGCAUAAUGUUUUUAACAACAGUAUUACUCCGAAAGAGAAUUCCUGGAAAACAAUGGAUUGGAAAGUACAGGCGACCAAGAGUGGUUACCCUUUCAAUGAAGCAAGCAAUGAUCCGAAGGCUGGAAAUUGAAGCAGAGAAUGAAUAUUGGCUGAGUCGACCUUACCUGACACGGGAACAGGAGUACAAACAUAACACAGAAGAGAGACAGGCAAAAUGGGAAGCUUUCAAAAGGCUGACAAAAGCCAAGUUUCCUGAGCAUAGAUACAUCAGUGAUCAUUUAAACCACUUAAAUGUGUCAAAAAAGUGGACAUCUUGAUUAAUACAGCGUAUUUAUAUUUGGCAUGUAUUACGCACUACCAUGGGAUCUGCUGUUGUACUUAUUACGGUAGUUUUGUAACUCAGUAUAAUAAGGGUAGAUGACAAAUGAGACCUUGCUACGGUAUACAAAAUCUUACAUUAAAAGUAGUCCUACAGAACAGUAUAUGUUUUCUUAUUAUUGUCUUUUUCUAAAGAGACAGUUCUUUCUGUGGCUCUCUACCAUCUGCCUGCCUUCUGUUCUUCAGGGGUUUUGCAUAGAACUGUGAGUUACCAAGUGCAGUGCUGAUGAUUUGAACUAGAUGUAUAGCUUCACUGUUUUCCUUUCAAAAGCUAGAACACACCUGCUCUGUUGAAAGGGAUUAUCUGCUGGUACUGACCAGAUGGCUCUUACUGGUCACUCUCCCUUCUGAAGGGAUACUUCUGUAGAGAUCAAUACUGGAGACACAACUGAUACUAUGUAGGUAGUGCUCACUUCAUCAGGCAUGCAAGGACCAAGAUGAACUAGAAUUACUCAGGUGUAUGAGGCUUGAAUUCAUGGAAGAUUGUAAAAUGUUCCAGUUUUUUUAAACUUUCUGGAAAGAAUUGCUGAAUUUAAAUGCCAGUGUCAUUGUCAUGUCAGUGUCAACUUGGAUGUUGCUGCCCUCUUACAGAGAUUAUUCCUGAUCUAAAAGGAACAUAGCUGAUUCCUGUUUGAGUGGCAGUCUGAUUUCUAAGUCACAUUUAGUGUCCUGAAGGAAUACAGUCAGCCACAAGUCAGAGUUUUUUUUAUUUCCCCUCUCAAGACCAAGUGACCUAGAAGAUGUGUCAAGAAUGAGUGUAGUCUCAGGUUUGUUGCAGGUGGAGUGUAAAAUCUGUGGAACAGUUACAAAAUGUUUCCCAGGUAGGCAGUUUUUCUCACCAGUAUACACACAGGCUACAGCUAAGCAAUUUUCAGAUUCUUUCACAUACUUUUAUUAAGUUGAUGUUGCAUUCAGUGAUGAAUUCAAGUGUCAAGUCCAUUCAUAUUUUGUCACUUUGGAAAAGAGGCCUAAAAUGGUACAACAUUUUUAUUUAAACAUGAACUAUACUUCAGAGAAGUAUGAACAGGUCUGAACACUGAUGUACAAAAUCUUGAAUGCACUUUUAAUGGUUAUAAAUGGCUUAAGAUAGAUAACAUUUAUGGAGAAGUAUACAUAUGGGGAAAUUGCACAAUACAAUUAAAACAUGAAGGAACUUCCAGGCAAAGCAUUGUGAUUCUGUAUUUAAUUAAUUCAUUUAUAAAAGCCCAUUUUAAAAAGUUAACUUCAAGUAUUAAACUAUAAAUGGCAACAUGUUUCUCUGUGCAUAGGACUAGUCCUAUCUGUAACAUACCAAAAAUACAGUAAAUGUGUCGUUAUUACAUAUAUCUUUUACACUUCACCUCAAACUUAAAUACAGCUCAUUACAAGUUUAGGUAGCACAAUUAAAAAUGACUACAUGGAAGCAGAACAACUGGGACAUUGUGAUUAGUGCAAAUGUUGAUGACCCUUGCUGGCAAAUGCAAAAAUAAUUGCUGAGAUAACCCAGCGAUAUUUAAUUCAUCUCAGUUAAAAAGGGGACGGGGAGAGGGGGCAGAUUUAACAGCAGGUUUGCUGCCUGUUUCUGUGAUGAUAGUUUUAUGAUUGUAAAUUGUCAUUCAGAAAGAUUUAAGUUUCUCACAAUAAAGCUGAUUGAUAGUAACAGGUUAAGGGACAGGAGAAAUCGGAGAGGAACAUGCUAAGCGUGUAAGUGGUCAGCUAAGCAAUGUGAACGGAAGGGAAUGUGCCUGUCACCAUUAAUGCUUUGGUGCCAAUAGAGGUGAUCCCAAUGCUUCAUCCCCAACGCACCUGCUUGACUGCUGAGCAUGUGCUCUCUGUUUCUUGGGGCAGGGGAUGGGAAGAAAGAUGGGGAACCCCCCCAAAACAAAGCAAGCAAUCCUGUAAACAUUAUCAGACUUCACUACCUAAUGGAAACAAGAUUCAAGUAAUUGCUGCAGAAAACAAACAGCCAAACACCAGUUUUCAUCAGCAUUAAAACUAACUACAACUUGCAGCUUCAUUACAUGUCAUGACAGUUACAUAAUUAAGAAAAAUGCAUAUAAAAAGCUGUUGAUAUAUACAAAAUAAAUUGAUAGAAAUGAGUGUAGUAAAUGUGUUCAGUAUUAUAACAAAUCACUAUAUGCAGCUGCUCUCUUUGGUGCCAUUUAGGGAUAGAAGAGCCUCUGAUGUUGCAUACCUAGCUAUUUUUUAGGUACUGUGACAGAUGUGUUCUUGAUCUGCACUGAGUUAAAGUAGCUGCUGUUUGGAGCCUCUGUAAACACAUACCUGAAUCCCCCAAUCACAGACAAUUUUAGACAGUGUCGUCAGAGAAUGUACACUAUGAAGCUCAAAGCUGUAGUUUGGUUUUGUGUUUUUUUUUU